Messenger RNA from Apodemus sylvaticus (European woodmouse), 4983 nucleotides. RefSeq names its product adaptor related protein complex 2 subunit beta 1 (gene Ap2b1). The record is from RefSeq and is a predicted model, not a curated record. Lineage: Eukaryota; Metazoa; Chordata; Mammalia; Rodentia; Muridae. The coding region runs from base 121 to 2976 and encodes 951 amino acids. Gene Ontology annotation, biological process: vesicle-mediated transport; intracellular protein transport. Gene Ontology annotation, molecular function: clathrin binding. The transcript is spliced from 22 exons. Gene Ontology annotation, cellular component: clathrin adaptor complex; membrane coat.
AGGCGCUCUAGCAUCGAAUGUAGUCUUGAGCCGGAACUCGGGAACUCUAUGACCAACUGGGACUUCCGCUUCCGCCCCCCUGACUACGAGGCGACGGGUUCACACUAAAGAUCCAGAAUCAUGACUGACUCCAAGUACUUCACAACCAAUAAGAAGGGAGAAAUUUUUGAAUUAAAAGCUGAACUCAACAAUGAAAAGAAAGAAAAGAGGAAGGAGGCCGUGAAGAAGGUGAUUGCUGCUAUGACCGUGGGGAAGGACGUGAGUUCUCUCUUCCCAGAUGUGGUGAACUGUAUGCAGACUGACAACCUGGAACUAAAGAAGCUCGUGUACCUCUAUCUGAUGAACUACGCCAAGAGUCAGCCAGACAUGGCCAUCAUGGCUGUCAACAGCUUUGUGAAGGAUUGUGAAGAUCCCAAUCCUUUGAUUCGAGCCUUGGCAGUUAGAACCAUGGGAUGCAUCCGGGUGGACAAGAUUACAGAGUAUCUCUGUGAACCCCUCCGCAAGUGCUUGAAGGAUGAAGACCCCUAUGUUCGGAAAACGGCAGCAGUAUGUGUGGCAAAACUCCAUGAUAUCAAUGCCCAGAUGGUAGAAGAUCAGGGAUUUCUGGAUUCUCUGCGGGAUCUCAUAGCAGAUUCAAACCCAAUGGUGGUGGCUAAUGCUGUAGCAGCAUUGUCUGAGAUCAGUGAGUCUCACCCAAACAGCAACUUACUUGAUCUAAACCCUCAGAAUAUCAAUAAGCUGCUCACAGCCCUGAAUGAGUGCACUGAAUGGGGCCAGAUUUUCAUCCUGGACUGCCUGUCUAAUUACAACCCUAAAGAUGACCGGGAAGCUCAGAGCAUCUGUGAGCGAGUCACGCCUCGGCUAUCUCAUGCCAAUUCUGCAGUGGUGCUUUCAGCGGUGAAAGUCCUAAUGAAGUUUCUAGAAUUGUUACCCAAGGACUCGGACUACUACAAUAUGCUGCUAAAGAAGUUAGCGCCUCCACUUGUCACUUUGCUGUCUGGGGAGCCAGAAGUGCAGUAUGUCGCCCUGAGGAACAUCAACUUAAUUGUCCAGAAAAGGCCUGAAAUCUUGAAGCAAGAAAUCAAGGUCUUCUUUGUGAAGUACAAUGAUCCUAUCUAUGUUAAACUAGAGAAGUUAGACAUCAUGAUUCGUCUUGCAUCCCAAGCCAACAUUGCUCAGGUUCUGGCAGAGCUGAAGGAAUAUGCCACUGAGGUUGAUGUGGAUUUUGUUCGCAAAGCUGUGAGGGCCAUUGGACGGUGUGCCAUCAAAGUGGAGCAAUCCGCAGAACGCUGUGUAAGCACACUGCUUGAUCUAAUCCAGACCAAAGUAAAUUAUGUGGUCCAAGAGGCAAUUGUGGUCAUCAGGGACAUCUUCCGAAAAUACCCCAACAAGUAUGAAAGUAUUAUUGCCACACUCUGUGAAAACUUAGACUCUUUGGAUGAACCAGAUGCCCGAGCAGCUAUGAUUUGGAUUGUAGGAGAAUAUGCUGAAAGAAUUGAUAAUGCAGAUGAAUUACUAGAGAGCUUCCUGGAGGGUUUUCAUGAUGAAAGCACCCAGGUGCAGCUCACACUGCUUACCGCCAUAGUGAAGCUAUUUCUCAAGAAGCCAUCUGAAACACAGGAGCUGGUCCAACAGGUCUUGAGCUUAGCCACACAGGAUUCCGAUAAUCCUGACCUUCGAGAUCGGGGUUAUAUAUAUUGGCGCCUUCUUUCAACUGACCCUGUGACAGCCAAAGAGGUAGUGUUGUCUGAGAAGCCCCUGAUCUCUGAGGAGACAGACCUCAUUGAGCCUACCCUCCUGGAUGAGCUCAUCUGCCACAUUGGUUCUUUGGCCUCUGUGUACCAUAAACCUCCAAAUGCUUUUGUGGAAGGGAGUCAUGGCAUUCAUCGCAAACACUUGCCGAUUCAUCAUGGGAGCACUGAUGCAGGUGAUAGCCCUGUUGGCACCACCACUGCAACCAACCUGGAACAGCCUCAAGUCAUCCCCUCUCAAGGUGACCUUCUGGGGGAUCUAUUAAAUCUUGACCUGGGUCCCCCAGUGAAUGUCCCACAAGUGUCCUCCAUGCAGAUGGGAGCAGUGGAUCUCUUAGGAGGAGGACUGGAUAGCCUGCUUGGCAGUGACCUUGGCGGGGGCAUUGGAGGAAGUCCGGCAGUAGGACAGUCCUUCAUCCCGUCGUCAGUGCCUGCAACCUUCGCCCCUUCACCUACUCCUGCUGUGGUCAGCAGUGGUCUGAAUGACCUAUUUGAGCUUUCCACUGGGAUAGGCAUGGCACCCGGAGGAUAUGUGGCUCCUAAGGCGGUCUGGCUACCUGCAGUAAAGGCUAAAGGCUUGGAGAUUUCAGGGACGUUUACUCACCGCCAAGGGCACAUCUAUAUGGAAAUGAACUUCACCAACAAAGCUCUGCAGCACAUGACAGACUUUGCCAUCCAGUUUAACAAGAAUAGCUUCGGUGUCAUCCCAAGCACGCCGUUGGCCAUACAUACUCCACUGAUGCCAAACCAGAGCAUUGACGUCUCUCUGCCUCUCAACACCUUGGGCCCCGUCAUGAAGAUGGAACCUCUGAAUAACUUGCAGGUGGCUGUUAAAAACAAUAUUGAUGUCUUCUACUUCAGCUGCCUCAUCCCACUCAAUGUGCUUUUUGUAGAAGAUGGCAAAAUGGAACGCCAGGUCUUCCUUGCAACGUGGAAGGAUAUUCCCAAUGAAAAUGAACUCCAGUUUCAGAUAAAGGAAUGUCACUUAAAUGCUGACACAGUUUCCAGCAAGUUGCAAAACAACAAUGUUUACACUAUCGCCAAGAGGAACGUGGAAGGGCAGGACAUGCUGUACCAGUCCCUGAAGCUCACUAAUGGCAUUUGGAUUUUGGCAGAGCUGCGGAUCCAGCCAGGAAACCCCAAUUAUACGCUGUCGCUGAAGUGUAGAGCCCCUGAAGUCUCUCAGUACAUCUAUCAGGUCUACGACAGCAUUUUGAAAAACUAAUAAAUGGGUCCAGUCAGCCUGUAAUCGGUGCAAGCCAGGAACUCUUAACUGGAAGACGUUGUACUGUUGUGUAGAGCCCAAACCCAACCCCUGCGGUACCCACCCCGGUAGUGGCCAGUCACCUUGUGCUGACAUUAGCAUUCACCCUGUGGGAUAGGCUAGCUUCCUGUGACACCUCCUUCCACCCUUCCCCACCCUGCCACCUCUGCCACCUGCUGCUGUUCUCUGUCCUUAGCUGUGAGCUUCUCCAUGCUGUGCCAAUGGCUAGCCUUUUCUACACCCUCUUGAGUGUAGUUUGAUAUUUUGUAAUCGAGAGCUCAUUUCACAAGCAGAAAAAGGCAACAAAUUAAUUAAAGCAAGGAAAAGUGUCACUGAAACAUAAACUGCACCUUAUUGUUUUAUAUUUUUGUACAGAUGAGAAGUUGAGGUAGAACCCUGAGUAGAAAGGGCAACUGACCCUCCUCAAACCCAUUCUUAUCGGAGAUCCGCGAAUGGCCCUGGCCCCUUCUGGGGCGGGGAGGGGGGCAGCCCUGCUCCUGGGCUUUUGCAUUUUCACUCUGACCCUCUGUCCAGUUCUUUCCUUGGCCAAGCCUUCGAGCUCCCUUAUGCCCACGCUAUCUCGUUUGACAACUCCCUAUGGGGCAGUGGUGGUCUUCAUUGAUGUUUCCAAGUGCAGGCACACUGGGCAUGUGGGCACACUGCUGAGAGUUACAGAGCUGUCCUCCUGUCCAUGGCGCUAGCCUAGGAGUCAUCCUGAGGAGGCUGAGGAGACAUGAGUCAGAACACAGCGCCCUCCCCCAGCCUCCUUCCCUGUGUUUUUCAACAUUCAUUCAGAUUUACAAAAUUUCAGAGUUAAAACGACUUAAAUUACUUAUCCAACCCUGCUUUUCUACAAAGAAAGAUAAUAGGUAAAAAGAGUGUUGCCAGGGGCCUUUGGGCUCUGCAGAGCUAGACUGGUUCCCUGAUACUCCAUCAGCUUCCCUAUGUGGCUGGUUCAUUGUUCUUUUCCUCAAAGCCUUCUGCCUUUCCUGUGCCUACUGGUGGCUCUUUGCACACUCCGUACUGAGUUUGGUGCUCCACCCAUUCACUGGGCCAGGUGGCAGGUGACAUUUCAAUUACGAGAGUAUGCAUCCAGGUCACAAGAGUGAAGGCAGAGCUGACAUUUGCCAGGCUUCCCUGGAGCCACCGUUCGGGAGCCAGCCAGUGAGUGUGGAGGUGUGUAAAGAUGUUGCCAGUUCUCCCUGACCCUCAGCUCGCUGGUCUGCCCUUCAUCCAUGGUACUCAAGCUCCUGGGCAGGGUAAGAUCAUUCCAGAAGGCCAUGUAGUUCUUGUCAUCUCACAGAGAGCUGGGGAUGUAGUGUGCCCUUCCUAACACACUAGUAUGAUUCCUCAAAGAAAGCCUCGCACUCAUGCCCUGCUCAGUACCCUUCACACUGUUUGACAUGUGCCACUUGUUGCACAGCCUGGCACAACGUAUCAGGAUCCAUUCAGAGUCCUCUGCUCAAGUCAGAAGCAUGCCGGGGUGCAUGUCAGAAGAAGACCUCAUGCAGGACUGGGACCUGACCUCCUGGAUCCCAGGAGAGACUGGAAAAAAAAUCAGAGUAGAAACCAACUUCCUUUACAAGUGUGUCUGGAGUGAUCCUGUUUCCUCCCAGUUGCAAAGCUUCUCUCAAGUUCCUUAAUCCUUGAGAAUCUUUAAGAGGAUUGCUGGCUGGUGAAAAAGAAAUACAUCCCUCCCUCACCAUGUGGGGAUUAGGAAAUACUAUAGAGUUGUGUGGGAGGCAGGUAGGUUGGUGGGAUGUCGGGUGGAAAAUCAAGUUGACUAAGUUCCCUUGUCGAUGCUGAUUCCUGGAUCCAACUGGACCAUGUCGGUUGGAUAUGAGUUGUAUAAGGGAUUCCCAUCUCCAAGCAAACUGUACUUCCCAAAAGAAGACUAUGUGUCAGGGCAAGCAGGAAAGAGAGUUUAUAUUAGAAUGUGCCAAUCCCAGAAACUGAGGCCUCUCUCAG